This is a messenger RNA of Magallana angulata, 497 nucleotides long. RefSeq lists its product as uncharacterized. NCBI's taxonomy places the organism in Eukaryota, Metazoa, Mollusca, Bivalvia, Ostreida, Ostreidae. The record is from RefSeq and is a predicted model, not a curated record. The transcript is spliced from 3 exons. The coding region runs from base 50 to 391 and encodes 113 amino acids.
CCAAUAGGGAUACUUUAGUUCGCUGUAUGAAUCCAUUCUUAUAACUAGUAUGACAGACUUCCUCUCAACCAUCUGGUGCUCUUCAAUGAGGAAAUAUACAGUGCUAAUAGUAGUUUUCAUUUUUUGUGGGAAAGUAUUAACUGGUCCUGUUUUUCGUGAGCCUGUAAACUUAAACAAUGAUGUGGUGUCCUGUAGUAGAAAUAUGGAAUGUGGAUGGCUAGUUUGUCUGUGGGCACAAGAAUCAAAUGCAGAAUACGGUUGUCAGUUUUUCCAUAAUCAUUGCCAUUGUCCAUCAAAUUUAGAAUGCAGCACUGCCUCUAUGUCUUCUCCCUCUGAUGAUCAUUUGGUCUGGGAUUAUCGAUGUCAAGAACCGGAAUCAAACAGGAAAUGACGAAUUGACGACAGACAUUGUUGGCAUAUACAGCAUCAUUGUUAUUUGUUAAACUUAAAUGUUGUAUUUCUUAUACUUUGGUUUAAUAAAAUCAUGUGGAAAAAGG